Messenger RNA from Leptosia nina, 2526 nucleotides. The record is from the annotation of a GenBank genome assembly. NCBI's taxonomy places the organism in Eukaryota, Metazoa, Arthropoda, Insecta, Lepidoptera, Pieridae.
AUGUUACAUGUUACGGAAAUGUACCGACAUGAGACAGUGGGGAUCGCACCAAACGCAGAUUGUGUUAAGGAAGUGGUCGCAUGCCAGUGUGAAUUAGGUCGGGAAAAGUUGCUUACAGCACCACCAUAUAAGAAAGUCAGUACUCCAAGAAACGAUGAUGCGAUUUCUCGAAAUCUCACUGCGCCAUGCGCGAGAGAACUCGAACAAUACAAAUGUCCAGUCAGUCACACUCUCGUCUCGUUCAGAUCACCUCUACGCCCCAACGAAGUGUUCAAUAAAGUCUUCCCAUCUAGCACGCCAAUUAAAUACGUAAAGCGCAAAUUAGCGAAAUUAUUAUCAGUAUCGAAUAACAACCUGUUAUUAACAAAGAACAGAAAUGUUUUAAAGGACACAAGUCUUCUAUCCGAUUUGAAAACCGACGCUCUAGGAAAUCUAACAGUCGACGUAUACACAAAGGAUUCUGAAGAAUUCUCUCUGUCGUCUGUCCCAAAGGAAUCCUACGUCCAUGAACUGCUUCAAUCGGUUCUCCCAAAAAAGAAAACGGUGGCAUUUAUAGCUAUUAAAUUUCGUGUCCGCAAUCAGAACGGUAUAUUCACGCGCUCCUACCACUCUAUUAUGAAGAUACACGAAAUAAAGAAUAAUUUAGCUGGGGUCUUUCAAGUCGACCCGGACAAUUUAGUUUUGCUGAGAGCGGAUCGUCCGCUGAAAGAUCGCAUGGCUCUUUUGGACUUGGAUUACGACAAAUACGGCAUUGUCGAGGUGGAGCUUUUGACAAAAAAUAAUGUGAAAUUAAAUUUAGACAAGCUUUACAGAGAAAUGCCUAUGAAUGACGUGUUGACUGUGAUGGUUCCGUUUGGCACUACUUUGAAACAUAUUAAUGUGGAAAUAUUUUCGGAUCUCAUGAAAAAGCCUUUCUUGGGCGGUUAUAGAAACAUUCAUACGGGAGCAAUUUACCACCAUGCCUAUACCCAAACACCUCAGAAACCGGAAAAGUUGCUACCCGAAAACAAAACUUGUCGCGAUACCCAGACAGCUGAGAUGCGUGAAAAAAUAUAUGACACAGCAUACAGUCGAGCGACUCAAAUGAACACGGUUCACGCUUACAUUCCCAAUGUCACCGAUAGGAUUGUUGUGCCUGGAAAAUAUGAGACGUAUGAAGAAAUGAUAGACCGACUGAACCACAACCACUACGCUUCAAUUAUUCAGCGAGCCUUUAGACAUCAUCAAUUCAGGCAAAAAGUUGACAGAUGGCUCAGCGAAUGCAAGGAGAGAAUAGCUAGAAUGAAAGAGGAAGAGAGGCUGGAACGUGAAGCAAUGGAACGUCGUUUACGCGGAGACCUUAUAACGAAGACCUUUCCGAAAACAAGAGAAGAUUUCGAUCAACUUUAUUCGAUGGUCGAUCGAUGGAAACAUGCGGAAAUUGCAAGAAUAUCUCAGCUACACUCCAAAGGUCCUAAAAUAGCUGAAUUUACUUUGCUCCUCGAUAAAGAAGUCGAACUACUACGGUGCAUUGAAGCGUAUAGAAUUCAAGUGAAAGAGGACAGCCGAAAGAUCAGAGAGAAACAGUUCCUAGAGCAAAUAUCGAAACCGUUCGCGUGGUACGGCCGCGAUGGAAAACUAAUAACUAUGGACACGGUCGAAACCCAAAAGGCUAGGAAACUUAAGGAAUUGUACAACGCAUUUCUACGAGACGACAUGGAGACCAAUGAGCGAAUAGAACUGCUAGUCGAUAUGAAGUUUGCAUUGCAAGAAUUCCGACACCAUUUAGCGGAAGAAAUAAUUACGCUCUUAGACAGAGAAUGUGACUUGCUCGUCCGAAGGUGUGACGAUCACCAACUAGAAUUUCUGAGACGCAGGAUUACCGCGAGUCUCUUCCGACUGAUCAAAACAUCCGAACUAAACUCGGGCGUUACCAAAUGCAAUGAGAUCAGAGAAUAUAGGAAGAUGCAAAACGAGCGGCUAUACUUUUGCGAGAUGUGCCAUCAAGUUAAACUUUACAAGGACUUCCCUUUGAACGCAAAAAUAAGCGGUUUCCUAGUGUGCACAUCGUGCUCGUGGAAGGAUGUUAACGAGCGCAGUUGGGUAGAUAUGACGCCGUAUAAGUUUAUACUGAGAGCGGUACAACGCGACGAGAGGAAGCGUAAAUGUUGGGGAUCACUCGCUUUCGUUUUACAGGAGAAAGACAUAUUCUUUAUAGUGGAAAAACUGUGGUACGCGCAUUCGGCCAUCAGCGAAUGUGGAGAUUUAUCGGAGCUGAGGUUAUGUCGAUGGCACGUCAACGAAGACUGGUCUCCGUGGAAUUGUUUCCUCGUCACCGUUCAAGAGAUGAAAGCCCACAUUAAAUUAGAUGAGCCAGAAGAAGUGUACGACGAAGAGCUCGUGCAAAAGGUUCAAAAUAAACAUAAGCUGGCGAAGGCUAACUUUGAGCAGCUCAUGGCGGUUAACAAACGUUUCACGGAAAGCGGGGAUUGGCCUACGAUUCGAGCUCCCGCUAUUGCCAGGACGAAAGCGGUUGAUAGAAUAUGA